Molecule: messenger RNA, 2773 nt
Organism: Chaetomium fimeti
Lineage: Eukaryota; Fungi; Ascomycota; Sordariomycetes; Sordariales; Chaetomiaceae
Product: glycoside hydrolase superfamily
Exons: 2
Coding region: 480-2660 (726 amino acids)
Biological process (GO): glucan catabolic process
Molecular function (GO): beta-glucosidase activity
Source: RefSeq, a predicted model, not a curated record
AUCCCAGGCGCAAAAAGAUUUUCCCGCCCUUGCGAGCCACUCACGCGGUCACGCCGCUGGGCCAGCGGGCGUCCGAGUACACUCUGUACCUGACAGGCGAUAGCUCGCCUCCCGCCUGUCCGCUUCGGGGCACUGGCGCCGAGCGCUGGUUGCCCUGAUUAGGGUCGCAGUUGAUGAGCAGGCACUCUGCCAGAUCUGGGGCGAGAUGGACGUGCGGGGCCGAAUAUCACUGAGAGCAUUACAUCUCGCUGAGGGGAACCGAAGCUAAGAACCUGGGCAAUGCGGGACGAGCUCGGGGAAGGGCGGGCUCUGCCCGAACGGUCACUUAUAAGAUGGGAGUGGCUUGCCUCGGAAACUGGUCCAGUACGGCUCGGACGACAUCGGUCAGGGGCAACAUCCCAAUUCCCCCAGCUACACGACGUGGACUCUACCCGCUUGGAAGUUCCACUAACAGCUAGUACCGGACGAAGUCGCCCAUCAUGACGACGCUCCGCACCUUUGCGCUGCUCGCGGCGACGGUGCUUGCCCGGGUCGAGGCCAUCGAGGCCGCCGACUGGGAUGCCGCUCAGUCAUCCGCCGAGGCCGCGCUGGCUAAGAUGUCGCAGCAGGACAAGGUCAACAUUGUCACUGGUGUUGGGUGGGACAAGGGGCCCUGCGUCGGCAACACGCCCGCCAUCAGCUCGAUCAACUACCCGCAGUUGUGCCUUCAGGACGGCCCCCUAGGCAUCCGCUUCGGCACCGGCUCGACGGCCUUCACCCCUGGUGUACAGGCGGCGUCGACAUGGGAUACCGAGCUGAUCCGCCAGCGCGGCGAGUUCCUCGGAGAGGAAGCCAAGGGAUGCGGCAUCCACGUGAUGCUCGGCCCCGUGGCGGGUGCCCUCGGCAAGAUCCCGCACGGUGGGCGCAACUGGGAGGGGUUCGGGGUGGACCCUUACCUGGCGGGCAUCGCCAUGGCGGAGACAAUCGAGGGGAUGCAGUCGGCGGGGGUGCAGGCGUGCGCCAAGCACUACAUCGUCAACGAGCAGGAGCUGAACCGCGAGACCAUCAGCAGCGACGUCGACGACCGUACCAUGCACGAGCUGUACCUGUGGCCGUUCGCGGACGCGGUGCACGCCAACGUGGCCAGCGUCAUGUGCAGCUACAACAAGAUCAACGGGUCGUGGGCGUGCGAGAACGACCACGCGCAGAACGGCCUGCUCAAGAAGGAGCUCGGGUUCAAGGGGUUCGUCGUCAGCGACUGGAACGCGCAGCACACGACCGACGGGUCGGCCAACAACGGCAUGGACAUGACGAUGCCGGGCAGCGACUACAACGGCAACAACGUCCUCUGGGGUCCCCAGCUCACCAGCGCCAUCAACAGCAACCGCGUGUCGGGGGAGCGCGUCGACGACAUGGCCAAGCGCAUCCUCACGACGUGGUACCUGCUGGGUCAGGACGCGGGUUACCCAGCCAUCAACAUCGACGCCAGCGUGCAGGGCAACCACAAGGAGAACGUGCGGGCGGUGGCGCGCGACGGCAUCGUGCUGCUCAAGAACGACGAGGGCGUGCUGCCGCUGCAGAAGCCCGGAAAGAUCGCGCUGGUCGGGUCGGCGGCCGUGGUCAACCCGGACGGCGCGAACGCGUGCGUCGACAAGGGCUGCAACACGGGCGCGCUCGGCAUGGGCUGGGGCUCCGGGUCGGUCAACUACCCCUACUUCGUGUCGCCGCACGAUGCGCUCAAGGCCCGGGCCGAGGCGGACGGCGCCACGGUCAGCCUGCACAGCUCGGACCAGACCAACGGGGUGGCCGGAGUGGCAUCGGACGCGGACGUCGCCAUCGUGGUGAUCACGGCGAAUUCGGGCGAGGGAUACAUCACGGUCGAGGACCACGCGGGCGACCGCAACCACCUCGACCCGUGGCACAACGGCAACGAGCUGGUGAAGGCGGUGGCGGCGGCCAACAAGAACACCAUCGUCGUGGUGCACAGCACGGGGCCCAUCAUCCUCGAGGAGAUCCUGGCGACGGAGGGAGUCAAGGCCAUCGUGUGGGCCGGCCUGCCCAGCCAGGAGAACGGCAACGCGCUGGUCGACAUCCUGUACGGCCUGGCCUCGCCCUCGGGCAAGUUGGUCUACUCCAUCGCCAAGAGCGCCGAGGACUACGGCACCUCGGUCGUCAGCGGCGGCGAGGACGACUUUUCUGAGGGCCUGUUUGUCGACUACCGCCACUUUGACAACGCCGACAUCGAGCCGCGGUACGAGUUCGGCUUCGGUCUGUCCUACACCGAGUUCACCUACGAGGAGCUCUCCGUCACAUCGACCGUCACGGCCGGCCCCGCAUCAGGCGAGACGAUCCCCGGCGGCGCGGCAGACCUGUGGGAGACGGUGGCGACGGUGACGGCGUCGGUGACGAACAGCGGCGAGGUGGAGGGCGCCGAGGUUGCGCAGCUGUACAUCACGCUGCCGGCGGAUACCCCCUCGACGCCGCCCAAGCAGCUCCGCGGGUUCGCCAAGCUCAAGCUUGAGCCCGGCGCGUCGGGUGUCGCCACCUUCAACCUGCGCCGCCGCGACCUCAGCUACUGGGACGCCAGCGCCGCGCAGUGGGUGGUGCCCGCGGGGGAGUUUACGGUUUCCGUUGGGGCGAGCUCGCGCGAUGUGCGCUUGACGGGGAGCUUGACUGCCUAAGUGUGAAAUCGGCGCGACUUCAGACUUUUCGGUUUGGUUGGUGGUCAGCUGUAUCUCACUUUGAUGGUGUUGUGAAUAAAAUAAAAUUUGAUGUUCAUGGAAACCAGGAAAAC